Molecule: messenger RNA, 1116 nt
Organism: Drepanopeziza brunnea f. sp. 'multigermtubi' MB_m1
Lineage: Eukaryota; Fungi; Ascomycota; Leotiomycetes; Helotiales; Drepanopezizaceae
Source: RefSeq, a predicted model, not a curated record
AUGGCGACAGGAACCUACACCGGACAAACCGCAAAGAAAGAGACCUUCCACUUCAUCAAUGAUGCCGCAGACGCCGUCAACGAAGCCGCAAUCGGCCUUACCGAGCACAAUCCAAACCUCUCGUACGCGACGGCACACAAGAUAGUCUAUCGCAGCGACCUGGACACCUUUCGGAAAGACCAUGUGACAACCAUUGGAUUCGCAGGAGGUGGACACGAGCCCAUGUUUGCAGGCUUCGUAGGCCCCUCCUUCCUCUCGUGCGCCGUGUCGGGGAACAUCUUUGCGUCUCCCACUGCAGCACAGAUCUUCGAGGCCAUCAGGCUGUGCCAAGCGCCGCGACCACCACAUCGUCACACGUCUUCGAAGGGAACGCUGAUCGUGUGUGGGAAUUACACGGGCGACAUCCUCAAUGCGGGCCUCGCCAUCACGCGAGCCACGGCUGCAGGAUACAAAGUCAGAUUCACCCCCGUGGGUGACGACGUUGCGGUCGGCCGGAAGAAGGGAGGCAAGGUCGGCAGGAGAGGGUUGAGCGGUCACGUUGUUGGUCUGAAGAUCGCUUGUGCGUUGGCGGAUCGAGGGGAGAGUCUAGAGAGAGUGGGCGAUGUAAUGGAGUACAUCGCGGCGAACUCGGGGACGAUUGCUGUGGCUUUUGACCGGUGCGAGAACCCGACCACACUUCCUCCAGCGACCAUAGAGCUCGGACUCGGCUGCCACGGCGAGCCAGGGCUUCGCCAGAUAUCGCCUGUUCCAAGUCCAGAAGCUCUCACGAGAGAGAUGAUCACCCUUCUCACUGACACAUCCGACGCAGACCGGGCUUUCAUACCUUUCUCUAACUCCGAGAAGAAGGAGGAAGCCAUACUUCUGGUCAAUAGUUCUGGGAGUACCUCCGACGAAGUUCUCGCUCGCUUUGCUGAGCUGGCCAUUGCGGAGCUGGAUAGCCAAGGGAUAACUGUGAAAAGAAUGACGCUGGGACCCAUGGUGACGAGUCUAAAGCAGAGUGGGUUUGGCUUCACUGUUUGGAGGUUGCCAGGGCUGGAGGAGAAAUGUGUGUUGAGCAGACAUGAAGCGUUAGCGUUUUGGGAUAGGGAGGUACAGACUGCUUCUUGGAGGCAGUAG